Messenger RNA from Sporothrix schenckii 1099-18, 2040 nucleotides. RefSeq names its product type 2C protein phosphatase PTC6. Gene Ontology annotation, biological process: protein dephosphorylation. NCBI's taxonomy places the organism in Eukaryota, Fungi, Ascomycota, Sordariomycetes, Ophiostomatales, Ophiostomataceae. Gene Ontology annotation, molecular function: protein serine/threonine phosphatase activity; cation binding. The coding region runs from base 1 to 2040 and encodes 679 amino acids. The record is from RefSeq and is a predicted model, not a curated record. The transcript has a single exon.
AUGGCGCCGCCAAUAGAUUACCGCCUGGCCAGGGCGAGCGCAUCCGGUCGACAGCUAGCUGUCCUCUCACCCCAGAGAAAACGGCUAGCCCUCCUCGACGCAUUCAUGGGCUACGUUGCGACCUUUCUGGUCCACGGACGCCAGCCGCGGGCAGCGGCAUACAACACGCAUCGGCGCGGCUACCCACAUCCGCAGCAACGAAUGAGGCGCGCCAAGGAGGACAUAGUGCGGCCGACAGCUCUGUCCCCAGCAGCGACCGCAGCCCAGCUCCCAUUGCCACGCCUAGUACCUCUGCCCAUGACUUCGUCGGUGGCUUUGUCAGUCGCUCCGGCCUCCCGUCGCUUCUUCCACAACUACUUUGUCACACACAUCCCUUCCUCGUCCCUCCACCCGGACUCUCGCCGCUUGACGGGCCCCCACCACAAGCUGCCGCGAGCUGCCUCAGUACCGCACACGCCUGAGCCCCCGGGCACCACUGCGCCACUGCCGGCCACGGCUGCCCCGACCACCAUCUCGACAGCGUCGCCCGGUGACGGUGUUGCUGGCGGCAGCAGCAGCCUCGGCUUUGGUCGCGACAUGACCGUCGUGCGCAUCCCGUUGCGCAGUGCCAAACACCACUUUGGCGCGUCCAACGCCCGGGGCAGCCGGCCCUACAACGAAGACACGAACCAGGCGGGCACGAUCGACAUGCCUGCGUUUGCCAAGCGCGCUCCGGUCUCGCUCGUGCGCUCGGCCAUCUCCAACAGCCGCAGCACGGGCGAAGGGAUCACGGCCGAUGGUGUUGGCGGCGACCCACAAAUCUUCUAUUUUGCCGUGUUCGAUGGCCAUGGCGGCAAUGAGUGCUCGGAUUUCUUGCGCGACGAGCUGCACGGCUACAUUGAGGAGGCUGCUGUGGACUUUGGUCUCACAAGUACCCUUCGACGGAAAGCGCGACACGGGGCAGCUGCCGGGGCGCAAAGUUCUGUGGUAGAAAAGGAGUCCGACGAUGAAUCUGUCAGCAGCAGCAGCAGCAGCAGUGAGCAGCAGCCAGAUGAGGACAAUGCCACAAAGGCGACCAACCUGCAGCGGGAGCUUCUUCAGGAGUACCGCAGCACAGUAGGAGGUUACUUCCGGCGCUUCAAGCCAGCAUGCUUUGCCGACGGCAUCUCGCUGCCUUCGUCACGGGCGGCAUCGGCCUCUUCCGCGUCGGCACCCAUGUCGUCCUCGCCAACGCAACCGGUCACCAUCGAGUCCGUCUUGACGUAUGCCUUUUUACGGGCCGACCUCGACUUUGUCUCCGCCCAAGCGAGCAAACCCGACCCCGACGACCCCUACGUAUCCGAUUUUCCGCUCAACCAGGACGAAAUCCUAGGCGCGCCGCAUCACCGCACACCCUCGGGUCACGACAUUGGCGGCCCCGUGCGCUUCAAGGGCGGCUCGACGGCGUCUGUUGCUCUCAUAUCCACGCCCACGCCCGCGCCCUUCUGGCACCCGGCCGCUCGCUCGACACUCAUGGUCGCCCACGUCGGUGACACGCGCGUCCUGUUGUGCGAGACAGCCACCGGCGAGGUCCGGCCGCUCACGCGUGACCACCACCCGUCGUCACCUGUCGAGGCCCGCCGCCUGACCCGCUUUGCCGAGUCGCUCGUGACGGACUCCUUUGGCGAGGAGCGCAUUUCCGGGCUGGCCAACAGCCGCGCGUUCGGCGACAUGCAGUCCAAGCGCAUUGGCGUGUCGGCAGAGCCCGAGAUGGAGCGCGUGGACCUGGGCCCAGCGCAGUUUUCGUUCCUAGUACUCGUCUCGGACGGCGUGUCGGGCACGCUCAGCGACCAGGAGAUUGUCGACGUCGUCAAGGAGGCACGCACGCCCGAGCAGGCCGCGCGCGCGGUGGUCGAGUACGCGACCGAAGUGUCGCAGGACGGCGACAAUGCGACCUGCUUGGUAGUGCGCCUGGGCGGCUGGGAGCGGCGCAGUGAGGGUGGCUUGGGCUCGAUGGGCACCAAGGAACUCCGGGAUGCGCGACGCUCCGAGGCGAACGACCCGAGACGUGGACGAAUGUAA